AUGUCAGAAAUGACGAGUUUAAUAUAUUUUUAUUUGUUUCUACUAAUUUCAGUGACAGAUGUAUUAUCAAAUCUUUCAACCGAAGAUUGCAAGAGUUUAGGUUAUAAUCAAGCAAAUUUGUUUUGUUCUACUUGUGACAGAUUUAAAAAAUUUGAACUAAAUGAGAUUUUUAAUAUAUGCAAGGAAUGCUGUUUAAAAGAUGAAGAUGACAACUUUAAUUUAAAAAAGUGGCCAAAAGCUGUUCUUGAAGUUUGCACCUGUAAAUUUGCAGCUUAUCCCCAAAUUCAAGCUUUUAUCAAAAGUGAUCGACCAAAUAAAUAUAAAAAUUUACAAAUUAGGUAUGUUAGAGGUUUGGAUCCAGUAAUGAAAUUAUAUGAUGCUGAAAACAAAUUAGAAGAUAUACUUGAUAUUCAUAAAUGGAAUACAGAUUCAGUAGAUGAGUUUCUCAUUACUCAUUUAUUAAUGGAUUGAUUAAAUAACAUACAGAAAUAUGUGUAUCUGAUUGGAAUGGAAAUUCUACACUUAUUAAUAUAAUGUAACAAAAAUGAUGCACUGAUAAAAUAAAGUUGAAAUAACUUAACUAA
Molecule: messenger RNA, 584 nt
Organism: Ceratosolen solmsi marchali
Lineage: Eukaryota; Metazoa; Arthropoda; Insecta; Hymenoptera; Agaonidae
Product: 15 kDa selenoprotein
Exons: 5
Coding region: 1-471 (156 amino acids)
Cellular component (GO): endoplasmic reticulum lumen
Molecular function (GO): oxidoreductase activity
Source: RefSeq, a predicted model, not a curated record